Molecule: messenger RNA, 2654 nt
Organism: Nomascus leucogenys (northern white-cheeked gibbon)
Lineage: Eukaryota; Metazoa; Chordata; Mammalia; Primates; Hylobatidae
Product: UDP-glucuronosyltransferase 2A1
Molecular function (GO): UDP-glycosyltransferase activity
Source: RefSeq, a predicted model, not a curated record
ACAUUCAGCUUCUUCCUAAUGUCAAAUGAGUGCUGUUAAAGUUCCUUCAGGAAACUUCAGCAGAGAAAAACAUUUGCUUCACAUCUCAUCAAAUCUUCUGCAUCAAGCCACAUCAUGUUAAACAAUCUUCUGCUGUUCUCCCUUCAGAUAAGUCUCAUAGGAACCACUCUUGGUGGGAAUGUUUUGAUUUGGCCAAUGGAAGGUAGUCAUUGGCUAAAUGUUAAGAUAAUUAUAGAUGAGCUCAUUAAAAAGGACCAUAAUGUGACUGUCCUAGUUGCCUCUGGUGCACUUUUCAUCACACCAACCUCUAACUCAUCUCUGACAUUUGAAAUAUAUAAGGUGCCCUUUGGCAAAGAAAGAAUAGAAGGAGUAAUUAAGGACUUCGUUUUGACAUGGCUGGAAAAUAGACCAUCUCCUUCAACCAUUUGGAGAUUCUAUCAGGAGGUGGCCAAAGUAAUCAAGGACUUCCACGUAGUGUCUCAGGAGAUCUGUGAUGGUGUUCUUAAAAACCAACAGCUGAUGGAAAAGCUAAAGAAAAGCAAGUUUGAAGUCCUGGUGUCCGAUCCAGUAUUUCCUUGUGGCGAUAUAGUAGCUUUAAAACUUGGAAUUCCAUUUAUGUACUCCUUGAGGUUUUCUCCAGCCUCAACAGUGGAAAAGCACUGUGGGAAGGUACCAUACCCUCCUUCCUAUGUUCCUGCUGUUUUAUCAGAACUCAGCGACCAAAUGUCUUUCACUGACAGAGUAAGAAAUUUCAUCUCCUACCACCUACAGGACUACAUGUUUGAAACUCUUUGGAAAUCAUGGGAUUCAUACUAUAGUAAAGCUUUAGGAAGACCCACUACAUUAUGUGAGACUAUGGGGAAAGCUGAAAUUUGGUUAAUCCGAACAUAUUGGGAUUUUGAAUUUCCUCGUCCAUACUUACCUAAUUUUGAGUUUGUUGGAGGAUUGCACUGCAAACCUGCCAAACCUUUACCUAAGGAAAUGGAAGAAUUUAUCCAGAGCUCAGGUAAAGAUGGUGUCGUGGUGUUUUCUCUGGGAUCAAUGGUCAAAAACCUUACAGAAGAAAAGGCCAAUCUUAUUGCCUCAGCCCUUGCCCAGAUUCCACAGAAGGUUUUAUGGAGAUACAAAGGAAAGAAACCAGCCACAUUAGGGAACAAUACUCAGCUCUAUGAUUGGAUACCCCAGAAUGAUCUUCUUGGUCAUCCCAAAACCAAAGCUUUUAUCACUCAUGGUGGAACUAAUGGGAUCUAUGAAGCUAUUUACCACGGAGUCCCUAUGGUGGGAGUUCCCAUGUUUGCUGAUCAGCCUGAUAACAUUGCUCACAUGAAGGCCAAAGGAGCAGCUGUGGAAGUGAACCUAAACACAAUGACAAGUGUGGAUUUGCUUAGCGCUUUGAGAACAGUCAUUAAUGAACCUUCUUAUAAAGAGAAUGCUAUGAGGUUAUCAAGAAUUCACCAUGAUCAACCUGUAAAGCCCCUGGAUCGAGCAGUCUUCUGGAUCGAGUUUGUCAUGCGCCACAAAGGAGCCAAGCACCUGCGGCCAGCUGCCCACGACCUCACCUGGUUCCAGUACCACUCUUUGGAUGUAAUUGGGUUCUUGCUGGUCUGUGUGACAACGGCUAUAUUUUUGGUCAUACGAUGUUGUUUGUUUUCCUGUCAAAAACUUGGUAAGAUAGGAAAGAAGAAAAAAAGAGAAUAGGUCAAGAAAAAGAGGAAAUGUACGUAUUUUUAAGUUUGGCAAAAUUCUGAGUAGUGUAGUCCUAUUAAUUCCAGCCAAAAGGAGUUUAACAAAAACGCAUCUCCCAUCCUGUUUCCAAAUUUUCUAUUUCUCUAUCUGCGAUAAGCCUACUGAUAAAGCCUAGAUUUUGGCAUGAUUAUUAUUAACUUGUGAGUUAUAGCCUUCUAUUUUUCCUUUGUCUCUCCCUGCUGACUAUACCCUCUUCCUUUCAUUUUUCUGACACAAGGAUACUACCUAAUUUUAAAUAUGUUCUAUUCAUAGUAUCAAAUUAUUUUGUAGUUAACCUUAAUUAAUGAUGAACAAUAUGCUGAAUCCUGGUAAUGCAUACAGUGUAGAUGGAAUUUGAUAGGUGUAAGGAAGAGUCAAAUUCACAAGUUUCCAUAUACCAAACAAAUCAGGGAGCCACCACAGGAGAGUAGUGUGUUAUGAGAAAGGUAAUGAUUUCCUUUUUUAAUAAAAACAAACUCCUCUGCUUGCUCAAUGUUUCAGGAGUUAGAGAAUGAAUUUUAAGUGUGAUGUGCAUCCCUAUUAAAUGUCUACAAAAUUUUCAUUGAGCAUAUCUAGAAAAUCACGGUAUAACUUGCCUGCCUUUCUUCAACAUAUAUUCUUAUAUAACCUGUAGUGGAAGAUUUGGGUACUGUCUUUAAUAAAUAAAUCAAUUGACUCUUUUUUAUUUCAAGGAGAAAGUACUAGGUUAUAUGUUGAAGGUGAACAGAUCAUAUUUAGAGGAUAUAACUGUUAGAAAUCUAGAAAAUAUUAUCAAUUUUAUAAAAUUUUUAGUUAACUGUGCAAAUAAUUACAUGAACCAUCAAUUAAUUAUGCUUAAAAAUCACUAAUGUUCACAAUAUAUUAUCACUAUUUGUAAUCAAAAGUUUAAUUUUAUGCCAAAAAAUAAAAAAUGCUUACUUGGAAUUUGA